GAAUUGUUGUGCGCAAACCUCGAAGCUUUGAAAAGGUCAGUUCCAAGUCCUGCCAAUCCGCGCAGUACUGGACAACAAACUUUGAUGUGCAAGAGUUUGAGCUGGUCCAAAGCCAGUUCCAGACGCUCCUCGUCCCAUGCCUCGCUGCCCUGGGCGCCGGUCUCUAUCUUGAUGGUCGGCCCGUUGUUUGCCAUGAUGGUACAAGCUGGUUGCGGACAAACGAGGAUCUACCGAAUCAUGACACGGAGGAAAAGGGAGAAGAAGAGGAGGAAACGGUCGAGUGACAGGCCAACCAGCAGUCAAGGCGGUGUAGUUGGACCGGAUGUUGACGAAACCGAAGGCCGCAGUCCGAGGUGUUGGACCACACCGGUGCGGUUUAAUGGGUGGAUGCAGCGAGCUUGAGGCGCAAUGCGCAAUCUCAGCACAGUAUAUCCAGAAGCAGCGUGUUGAAUGUUUGCGAAGCGCCUCAAAGCCCAAGUUCGAAGAGCAAACGCGCCACUGUCAUGCAGAUUGCUGGAUGGGGUCCAAGAUGGACACGGUAACAGGCCGGAGGUGCUGUGCUGUGUUGGAUGGUGUCUUCAACGUAAUUCCGACCUGGGUGACAGCAGGUGCAGUGUUCAUCUGGGCUGGCAGACAGGGGCCACAUUUGGCUCCUAGCAGAGGUCCCAACGGCACGUCGCGGUGGUUGGUGCGUCAUUCUUGCGGUACCCCCACUCUUUCCCGAGUCGAUUCGACCGGUCCUAGUACAUUGCGUCACGUGAUACAUAUCCUGCAAAACCAGAUGGGGAGGUGCAGGUUGUCAAGGUUGGUUGGUUCUGGAAGGCGAUCAAUCAAGGGAAGGGGCGAGGACGCUGCUGGCCUGGAGAAAAAACAAAAGCAGCUAUUCUUUGCCUUCAAAUACCCUGCCGCUGUCUGUUCAACUUAUUUAUCUGCCUGGUAGUCCGCUGUUGCCGACAACGUUCUCCCCCCCCCCUCUCUCUCUACCUGCGACCUUAAGGUCCUCCACUACGAAGGACAGUUAUAGGUUAGCCGGAGGGCGGAUUAACUGCUAACCUAGAUCAGACCGUGCGGAUUGGAAUUCUCUGACUCCAACCUCUCCGUGUCUCCCACCCUUCCGUCACGAACAGCUUCCCUACCUGCUCU
Molecule: messenger RNA, 1143 nt
Organism: Colletotrichum navitas
Lineage: Eukaryota; Fungi; Ascomycota; Sordariomycetes; Glomerellales; Glomerellaceae
Exons: 2
Coding region: 323-940 (205 amino acids)
Source: RefSeq, a predicted model, not a curated record